Zalophus californianus (California sea lion) is the source of this 2397-nucleotide messenger RNA. RefSeq names its product chromosome 14 C12orf43 homolog (gene C14H12orf43). NCBI's taxonomy places the organism in Eukaryota, Metazoa, Chordata, Mammalia, Carnivora, Otariidae. The transcript is spliced from 6 exons. The record is from RefSeq and is a predicted model, not a curated record. Bases 89 to 886 code for a protein of 265 amino acids. Gene Ontology annotation, biological process: Wnt signaling pathway; negative regulation of Wnt signaling pathway; Spemann organizer formation.
CCCACAAUACCUUGCGCUUCUCCACCCUUCUGUGGUUGCGGAGGUCGCUCGUAGAAGUGCUCCCCACAAUCCUUUGCGGUAACUCAAGAUGGCGGUGCCGUGUGGCCCCCUGAGCGAUUUGGAGAGCAGCAGCAGCAGCGAUGCGGAGGAGCUGGCACGGUGCCGCGAGGCGGCAAUGCCGGCCUGGGGCUUGGAGCAGCGCCAGGGAGGGCCGGAGAAGCCAAGAGCCGAUGCCAGAAAUAAUCAGCGGCCAGCCACCCAGCCGAGCCUCAGGCAUAAAGUGGAUGAACAUGAACAAGAUGGCAAUGAACUUCAGACCACCCCCGAAUUCCGAGCCCACAUAGCCAAGAAACUGGGAGCCCUGCUGGACAGCUCAAUUACCAUCUCAGAAGUUGUGAAGGAGCCGGCAAAGGCCGAGGUACAGAAAGUUCCCGCAGAGGAUGAUGGCUUCCGCCUCUUCUUCACUUCCGUCCCUGGAGGCUCGGAGAAGAACGCUGCUCCCCAGCCUGGCCGAAAGCGAUUACCUCCGAGCUCCAGCAGUGAGGACAGCGAGGAGGAGUGGCAGCGGUUCCGGGAGGCAGCGGUGUCGGCCUCCGACAUCCUCCAGGACUCUGCCAUCCACAGCCCUAUCAGAGUGGACGGAGAGGCAAAGAAGAAAAAGAAAUUGAAAAAGAAAGCCAAGAAGGAGGCCAGCGCCGACUUGGUCGCCUCCACCACCACAAGUGGGACCGCAGUUGGGAAGCCGGAAAAGCAGUCACCCAAGCUCAAUGGAGACCAGGCAUCACUUGGGACCAAAAAGAAGAGAAGGAAGAAAAAGGCCAAGAAGGCCAGUGAGGCUUCCCCAUUCCCACCAACAAAGAGCGCAGUGGCCAUGCCUGCAAACUGAUCCCUGCCCACGGGCACAAGGCUUAGCUAGCCCUGAGGACAAGGUGCCCGUCAGGGACAAGGCAUUUCCAAGCCCCACCUCCCUCUCCAAGUUCAAGGACUUGGCUGGCAAGUCCGUACUUGGCCCAUGAUUGGGGCUUGCCCAGGGGUCGGGACAAAGACAGCUGUAGGAUGAGAAGACUAAUCAGGGCCUGCCCGUCCGGGCUCCCACUGGGGGCUGGCGCAGACCUGUGGUACCAGCACCUUCCAUGGCCUCAGGAGAAAGGAGCCAUCCAGUUAUUCAAGACUAUUGGUCAAGUGGUAAAGCUUCUAUCUUCCCGGGACAGAGGAGAGCAAGUGAAGGGAGAGCUUUUCCUUGCCCUCCACCUUCUCGACCUGGUGUGGGAGACAUCCUUAAGAAACUGAGGGAAGGAGUCGGCCCAGAAAGAGUUUUGUACUUUUGUCUCCAGGCCGCACAGACUUGAUGAUAGCCUUGUCUGAAAAAGAGAGAUUUUAUCCCCCGCUAGGUUUCCAGAAUUUUUUUUCUCCAUGUUUGUGAAUAUACCAUGCACGAUCAUGUCUCUGAGCCAACCAGAUUAUUGAAAAUAAAUUGUCGAGAGACCCCAAACUUAACAAAGUGAUCGGGGUGCUGCCUCCAAUAUCAAUGCUGAAUCUUGAUGAGACCGUUUAAGUAAACAUCACAUAGGUGGUGUCCUCCUGCCUACACCCCAAGGUGUGUUCCUGCACCCCAGCCUCAAGACUUCAGGAAGUAUCACAGCACUUGUGAAUGGGGUUUCACACACCAGGAGUGUUCUGCCGGGAAGAGGAGAAGCUCAGGGUUAAGGUGAAAUUCUGGUUUCAUGGCCUUACCUCCAAGGUUUGGCAGAGCAAGAAAGACAGAGGUGUGGGACGUGAGAGCGUGUGUGCUAACCCAUCUCCCCUCAGGCCCCUGGCCCACCUCCGCCUCCGUCUGUCCGCCCAACCCCGUCUGGGCAAUGUGUGGACAAGCAAGAAGUUUCCAGUACUCAUUGCCAAUACUCCGUUCCUCAUUUCCUUUACUAAAAGUUAAAUAAAUGUACAGGUUCGCCCUUAGCUGGCUGCAAGCUGCAGGGGGUGCUGGUUCUUCCCCGGCCCCAGUCCUCAGUCCCAGGGUGGGAGUUGUCUGCAAGGCCAGGUGAUCUGCAGCAGCCCCAGGGAGAGGAGGUCGUGGAGCCCUGGGUUUACACAGCUGCCUUGUCUCUCCUGGUGGCACUUGGGACCGCAGGCUCCAGGAUGUGGCUGUGAACUGCCUGGACCUUUCCCUCUUCCCUCUGGGCACCUCAGCUCUGCCACCUGCUCAGGCCUUGGUGCCUUCUGAGCUCAGCAGCUUCUCCCCCAAACCAGGGAGGGGCCACAAGGCCCCACAGGCGAGAGGCGCUGUUGUCCAGAAUCCUGACAAACACCAGGCACAGUCACAAGGCUCCCGUGGGGCAGGGAUGACUUCCUAGCCCUGAGGGGGGCUUUCCCAUAGAGGCAAGAUGGCAGGCUGGCAUG